This is a messenger RNA of Hepatospora eriocheir, 342 nucleotides long. The record is from the annotation of a GenBank genome assembly. NCBI's taxonomy places the organism in Eukaryota, Fungi, Microsporidia, Hepatosporidae.
AUGAAUAACGAAAUAAAACAAUCAAGAUUAAGAGCAUGUUUAAAUUGUGCAAUAAUUUUACAGACAAGUGAGUUUAGAAAAAACGGAUGUCCAAAUUGUAAAUUCUUACAAACGGAAUAUAAAACUAACUAUCAAUCUACCACAUCAACAUCAUUUACAGGUCAAAUUUGUUACAAAGACACAAAUAAAAGUUGGGUAGCUAAAUGGCAAAGAAAUCAAGGAAAUAUAAGUGGUUACUAUGCAAUGACAGUAGAAGGUGAAUUACCAGAUGAGUUUAUAGAAAAAGUAGAAUUAAAUGGAAAACCAUAUUUCAAUAGAAGUAAUUCAUUUACAAUUGAAUAA